UCACAAGCAACACCGGCCUUGCUUCGAUCGUCGCUGCGAUUGGUCAUUUCCCAAAGCUCUUCGACGCAGAAUAUAUUCUUGAAGCAUGUCCAAACCAGAUUAGCUGAAUCUCCUGUGUCAUUUCCACGUAUACAUGCGCUUUUGGGGGAUGACGGCGGGCUUUCUCGGUCAUUUAUUGAGUAUUUGAAUUGGAACAGAUGCCUCUUCUCUGCCAAAUUACCCAAGCAGUCGCUGCCAAAGUAA
Colletotrichum gloeosporioides is the source of this 243-nucleotide messenger RNA. RefSeq lists its product as uncharacterized. The transcript has a single exon. The annotation marks the transcript as partial. The record is from RefSeq and is a predicted model, not a curated record. NCBI's taxonomy places the organism in Eukaryota, Fungi, Ascomycota, Sordariomycetes, Glomerellales, Glomerellaceae.